Messenger RNA from Colletotrichum siamense, 1395 nucleotides. It is a transcript of the gene PGLR2-1, whose product is annotated as Polygalacturonase. Gene Ontology annotation, molecular function: polygalacturonase activity. The transcript has 2 exons. Gene Ontology annotation, biological process: carbohydrate metabolic process. Bases 1 to 1395 code for a protein of 464 amino acids. NCBI's taxonomy places the organism in Eukaryota, Fungi, Ascomycota, Sordariomycetes, Glomerellales, Glomerellaceae. The record is from RefSeq and is a predicted model, not a curated record.
AUGGCUUCACGCUCAGCUUUCAGGGUCUAUGACAGCCCGUCAGGCGUACCCAUUAACGACGAGUUUGUGGUAGAAGUCCGUCCCACAUCGCCUGGCAGCACUGAGAAGCAGCAUUGGACUCGUGUGCCAGCAUACGCCAUUGAGGUCGCCAACGCCAACAUCACACGAAACAACUUCAAUAGACAUACAGUGGCCUUAGCCUCAUUUGAUAUCAGCGGUCCUGUCGAUAUUAAAGUAACAUACACGGCUUGCCCCGUUAAAGAGGCAAUUAUUCGCCCGGUCUCUCUCGGCAUCGAUACUCAACUUUAUGACGGAGAGAUCACAUUCACACUCAACGAGUCUCGCGAUGUUAUGCUUGAGAUCAACAAUGAUAAGUGGAAGGCGUUGCACUUGCUUACCAACGAGAUUGACGCAAACGCACCGACGCAAGAUACCGAUGAUAUCUGGUACUUCGGGCCCGGGAUCAAUCAAGGGACUGCUUAUUCCAACAUCACCGACGGGGUCAACUUGAUGGUGCCGUCAGUCAGAGGCCAUGGCUUCAUUCUCGGUCCCAAAGGCGGAUACGUACACAGGGAGAAUGGCGGGGCGAUUCACAUGAGCAAUGCAAACAACAUCCUGGUGGAGAAAGUCACGUCAAUCGGGGCCAACGGCUUCAGUCUGUCGGCCGGAGAAUGCGAUGGUGUUCACGUUGACGGGUACCGGUCGUUUUCCUUUGCUGGCAACGGCGAUGGAAUCGACUUCUUCUGCUCGUCAAACAUCAUCAUUGAAAACUGUUUCCUGCGGAACUCAGACGACACCAUUGCUCUCUAUUCCCAUCGAUGGGACUGGUACGGCGACUCGAAAAACAUUACGAUCCAAAACUGUGUGCUACUGCCAGACAUUGCGCACGCCAUCAAUAUGGGUACGCACGGGAACCCCGCCAAACCAGAGACUACAAGCAACAUUCGCAUAAGCAACAUCGAUAUCUUGGAUCACGAGGAGAACCAGCUGUGGUACCAAGGGUGCAUCGCCAUCAACGCUGCUGAUGAGAAUCUCUUUCAUGAUAUCCACAUAGAAAAUAUCAGAGUUGAGCGGAUCACGAAGGGUCAGUUGUUCAAUCUCCGUGUUAUGCAAAACGCGAUGUGGACGACGGCGCCAGGGAGGGGGAUUCGUGACGUUGUCUUCAAGAACAUUUCACUUAACAUGAAACACUCCAAAGUUGUCAACCCUUCACAGAUUAUGGGCUAUGAUCAACAACGGCAGGUAGAGAAUGUCAAGUUUCAAGGGCUAAGAAUCGGGGGUCGAGAAAUCCACGAGGGUAUGGAGAAGCCCAGGUGGUACAUGGUCGCCGACUUGGUUCCUGUUUUUGCCAAUGAGCAUGUCAAAGGUUUAUCGUUUGAGAGUUUGACGUCUUAG